AUGUCUACGUCUACCACAGCACAAAUUGCAACAACUUCUCACCCGUUCACCUCGCAGGAGAAGUUACAGUCUGGCCAAGACAAAGUAGUAAAAGUCCGCUCUCCCAAAUAUAUAUUACGUACAUUUGUUGCUGGUGGUGUCGCAGGCUGUGUGGCUAAGACAGUAAUCGCGCCGCUGGACAGAGUAAAAAUCCUGUUUCAAUCAAGUAAUCCCCAGUUCAAAAAAUAUGCAGGGUCAUGGACGGGUCUGUUUCAAGCCACUCGAAAAAUAUAUAUUGACUCAGGCCCGAAGGGCUUAUUUCAAGGACAUUCAGCAACACUUAUCCGAAUAUUUCCAUACGCUGCGAUAAAAUUUGCCGCUUUUGAACAAUUUCGUCACCUUUUAAUGCCGACAAGGCAACAUGAGACACGUCUUAAGAGUUUUGUGGCUGGUUCUUUAGCUGGCGUUUCAUCUGUAAUGUGCACCUAUCCACUAGAACUUGUGCGUGUUCGAUUGGCAUUUGAAGUUCGCAAAGACUCGCGUGUUAGUAUUAGAUCAAUAUGUAAACAAAUAUAUCACGAAAGCGCUGCAUCACAUCGACGCUUUAUUCAUUUUUCAAUUAUGAAUUUUUAUCGUGGAUUGGCUCCUACUAUAAUGGGCAUGAUUCCAUAUGCUGGUGUCUCUUUUUGGACACAUUAUACGUUAUCGGAAUUUUGCAGAGAAAAAUUGGUGGGUAUCACAACAGAUCCAUCUUUAGUUGUUGGGAGGAAAGAUUUUCUAGACCAAGAAAGGAAGGUCCCUUUGAAAGCAUGGGCUGAAUUGGCUGUUGGGGGUUUGGCUGGCGCCAUAUCUCAAACUGUGUCGUACCCACUUGAAGUAGUUCGACGUAGAAUGCAGGUGUAUGGUGCAAUAGACCCUUCAAAUUUUAUUGGUAUUCGACAAACAACGCGAGAAAUUUGGACCAAAAAUGGAUUAAAAGGAUUUUUUGUGGGGCUAAGCAUUGGAUAUCUGAAAAUAAUACCUAUGAUUGCAGUUUCUUUCACAGUUUAUCACCGAAUGAAACUAUAUAUGGGCAUAUACUGA
This is a messenger RNA of Dentiscutata erythropus, 1062 nucleotides long. The record is from the annotation of a GenBank genome assembly. NCBI's taxonomy places the organism in Eukaryota, Fungi, Glomeromycota, Glomeromycetes, Diversisporales, Gigasporaceae.